AUGGACAGAUCGAUCAGUCAGGAAAGUGCCGUGUCUGCUUUUUCGACUGCCAUCAUCGCGCGUAGUUGUUAUCUGUUCUUGGAUUCAGGCCCAAAACCCCGCGCACCAGCCACUGACCUCCCUACUGAGAUUCUUUUGAGGAUCUUCCACCUGGUAUACGCGGGGAACAGAUCCCUACAGCUGGAAUCAUUCCACUCCGAGCACUUGUGUGAAGACUGGACACACGAGGAGCCCCUCUCCCCUGCACUGUUUCCUUUUGCUAUCGCUGCAGUUUGUUCUCGUUGGUGUGAUGUUGCAGCGACUGUUCCCGAGUUUUGGACUCGGAUGACAGUUACGGUGGACAAAAAUCCUACCGAUAUUGCUGCCAUCCGAGCAUGCCUGCGGUGGUCACGUUCGCUUCCGCUUGAUAUCACAGUCACGCGCAGCAUCAUUGAUCACAACACUCCUGAUGAGGUCGAGUGUCAGCGCGCCCAGAACGUCAGGGCGUUGCUACGGCCUCACUUGAAUCGCAUCCGUCGUCUGCACAUCUCGGUGUUGCACAGUGCUACACUUCCUUUCUUGUUCACCAACCUGGAUGGACCCGCCAAAUUGUUGCAGAGCCUUAAGCUGGAGAGCGCUAUCGACGAUGGAGAUUCCACACAAAUACACCCUUCCCGUGGACCCCUCGUUACGCCAGUCUUAGAUACACUUGACAUCAGCGGUCGCUGCCUCCAGGAUGGCUUGCUGAAAAGACCAGCCCAAACCGCUUUGAUGUCAAAAAUCACAUCCGUUAACAUUUCACGUUACCGUCCUUCCGGGUCUACGUUUUCACUCAGCCGUUUACAAACUCUCGCGUUCGAGAAGCUGGAUAACAGCCAUGUUCUCAAGGUUGUUUUUGCAGUCCUCAUCGGAGUUCGUCUCUCGUCCACAACAAUCACAGACUGUAAAGUCAACACUCUUGGUCGCAUCGGCUUUACCGACUACCUUACGUUCGAGAACAUGGACGUACCCAAAAAUUUCAUCAACAUGCUCUACCAUUGGAAUGGGAGCAGUCUCACCCUUGACAACUGUGAUGGCGUUGAUGAUAGGCCUUUCAAGAGCACCUCCGAGGAAGAAUGUUAUAUCGCGCCCAGGAUGACGAAGUUGCAAUUGCUGAAUUGUGAUCGCUUCACUGCUCCGGCGUUGAAGAGAUUCAUCCAAGCACGGAUACGUGCUGCGAGUGCUCCGCAAUGGGGUUUCCUGAAUCCGCUGGCGACCGAGUCUGAUGAAGAAGAUAUGCUCAUGAUGAACACGAAGGCGAUAGGCUGGCUGGAUGUCAGAGGUCGUGGGCCUGUGAUCACGAAGGCAGAUGCAGCGUGGUUAUCGGAGCACGUCCAGAUGUUUAGUUGGGACGCUUUGCAGCCAGAUGGGAAGAGACACAGCAAGAUUCUUGUUAUUUUCGACCCAAGCUUCGAGGCUCAAGCCCUCCAUAACAAUAUUUUGAUUCCUGCUGACCCACUCGAGUAUCCCACUCCACCAUUUCUGACGGUGUCGAGCUUAACGCCGAUGGUUCUGUUCCAUGUCGCCCCUCUGACAAGGCAUUAUGAGGGCCGACCUGCAGCAGGAACUUUGUUUAUCACUUGGAUGAUAUUUGAAUUUUGGAUUAUGGUCGGUGGGCAGACGGGAACUACAAGAUGCUCUCCGUGA
Molecule: messenger RNA, 1665 nt
Organism: Suillus discolor
Lineage: Eukaryota; Fungi; Basidiomycota; Agaricomycetes; Boletales; Suillaceae
Exons: 7
Coding region: 1-1665 (554 amino acids)
Source: RefSeq, a predicted model, not a curated record